Messenger RNA from Clunio marinus, 336 nucleotides. The record is from the annotation of a GenBank genome assembly. Lineage: Eukaryota; Metazoa; Arthropoda; Insecta; Diptera; Chironomidae.
AUGAAAAAUGUAUUUUCAAAAGAAUGUCGGUGGAAGGAAAAGACAACUUUUCUUCAAGAACAUUUUAAUGCUUGUCUGACUUUUCCCUCAAUUCACAGAAGUUCACAACAAAAAUUUAGCUUUAAGAGCUUCCUUGAAGGAAAGAAAGCGAGCUGGUUAGUUAUCUCAGACAAGCUUCGCUAUUAUUUUCUUUCAAGCUUGCUGAAAUCAUGGAAGCAAGGUAAAAAGAAAAACAUAAAUACAAUGUUUCGAUGUCAGUUGGAUGAGCAAGAUGAAACUAUUUCAUUCCGUUCCAGCUAUCCGAGUAAUGCCACGGGCAUUUCAUUUACGAAUUAA